UGUCAAGAUUCCACUCUGCAUGGACCUGGUCGGACUGUGGCGCUCAUUUCCUCGUCCGCGCUCCAUCGCGGUCGACUCCGGCCCACGCCGGAGAUGAUUUGACCAAACGAGCCGCAGAGACUGCAUGCAAAUAUUAUUUGCUCAUGGCGGGUGGAUGAGCCGCAGCGGGGAUGUGUCACAUGACGACUGAGCUACUGACAGCCUGCAACUGUCUGCUGGCCAAAUGGGGUGUCAAUGCUGCCGGAUGAUGAAAAGGAGAGGAGAUGGAAACAAUUUUCUCAGCUUUGCGGGGAGCUUUGUGAAGAAAAGCUUUCAGGGUGAGCGAGGGAGAUCCGCACAGGAGAGUAAACCUCCCCCAUUUGUGAAGACUUGUUGUGUCUGCUCGCCAGGAGGGAGGAAAGAAGCCCUAGUUGAAAUAAUAAGAAGGUUGCUGAAAAUCUUUUUAAAAAAGAGGAACUAGAUUAGCGUGAGUAUUAGCGUGAAAAAGACACCUGGAGAGGUGCAAGAUGGACGAGCUCUGCCGGGGAAGCGAGCCUUGCGGGCUGGCGAAAACAAACAUGAGGAGGAGGAGACGGGUGUGAAAAACACGCCGGUAACAGGAGAAGUCCAACAGUGAGAGCGAGACAGCCCGCCACUGCUCAAAUUUUACAUCGCCGACCCCUCUGCGGCGGUGGACGCGAGGAUGACGGACUCCUUCUACCGGACGCACGACCUCGCAGGCGGUGCCCUCGGGGGCCGCUCGCUCAGGGCCCACCGCUCGCAGAAGGAGGGCUUCCACAACCUGGCCUACAGCAUCUCCAGCGACAGCAACCUCAGACUGGAGGUGGACAACAAUCACGUCAACCACAGGCUGCACGCCGUGCCUCCGCCCAGCAGCCAGCCGCACCUGCGGCCAAGCGCGCCCUCGGCAGAGGGCGGACUCUAUAUCAUCCAGCCGGACGCUCUGGGGCCGCAAUGGGUGAUGCAGGACAAGCGUCACAGUCAGGUGCCGGUGUACCCCGCCGUUCAGGCCUACGACAACCAGAGGGUCUUCGGGGGGCCCAGACCCUGGGACAGCCCCGUCACCCGGCGUGUGACCGCCGACGGGAGCCUUUCGGCAGAUGAGGUGGACGAAGGCGUAGGGGGGACACCCGAGUACCCGUGCGACACCGGGGACGAGGAGAGCGUCUUGUCGGCGGACGUCCAGACCAGCACCGCCAGCCUGUGGUCGGCCGACACCAGAGACGAGCGGAGAUCCAAGGCGCCGGACGUGUCCACGGUAGAGAGCGGUAUCUGUGUGACAAAGAGCGAGGACGAGGAGGAAGAGCCGCGGGAACGGGCGGACGAGGCCGGCAGCGUGACAGAUUCCAUGGUGGCCGAGGCCCUCGCUGCCCUGGAGGCCGCCACGGCCGGAGAGGAGGAGGAGUGAGUGACUCGCGUCGUGGAGGCAAACCCUUUACAAGGUGGGCUGAAGGUUUGAAGGUGAACGGACUGCCUGAAGUGCGUUGACACUCCACAGUCUUCACAGAAUAAUGUGAAACCGAAGCACGGAGCCAGCGUUUCCUCAUCUUAUCUUUCAGAAUUUCCACAUUUACCCUCAUCUCGCUAUCUAUUUUUAUUUAUAUACAUGUGAGAGGAAGAGCACAUUCGUGAUAUCAACAAAUCUCCUCUUUUUAACCAAUGUUCCCUUCCGGCUUGUGAUAUCAGCUCACACUCAAUGAUGAGCCGAUUGAGGCCUGAAAAUACUCAACAGCAGUUGAAGUUGGCGGCCCCAAGCAGGUGCUUAGUUCGCUAAUGAACCAAACCUACUGCCAAAUGAAGACCCUGCUACAUUGUGAGCGCUCUAUAACGUAACGAACUGUGUCCAACGGAUCUUUGCCACUUGUUCUUUUUUUUUUUUUUUUUUUUUAAAUGCUUGUUGACUCCCUCCAGCUUCACCGUGGACUGGAAACUCGCGGCGGAGGCCGCUAAUGAGCUCCCUCGGGCUAUCGCGCCGCCACUUCUGUCACAUCUGAGCGGCACGUGUUUAAGGAGAAACGCAACCGUUGGGUUGGAAUCUUAAAAUUGAGUUCUGCUCAUUGAUUAUGCUCAGUAUCCAUCAGUGACAUUCCAGUAAGAUUUCGUCGAGAGUCUUAAGGAAAGAUCUUGAGACCUGUCAGAAUUUGUGACCCCAGGGGUGAUGUUGCCUGUGGCGUGAGUCUGACAGCAAAACGGAAUGCGUACAGAGAAUACUUUCAUUAACAGAGUAAAAUUAGGUUGCGUCUGAAUUUGUGACACCAGUGGGCGAUAUUGUUUGAGUUGUUAUUAAUCACUGUCAGCCUUCCCAGUUAAAAUGGCUAUUUGACUUCUAAAGCCGUCAAUGGCAGUGAAUGUGUUUAAACGGGAGUUAGCAGUGUUAAAACUGCUAGCAGGAUUUGAACGUAGCUUCACAUCAAUACGAAGCUAGCAUUAGCACUGAAAACAAGCGAUAGUUAGCCACAGCUAGUACGCUGUAAGGACAACUUAUUCAUUAUGGGGUUUUACGAUAACACUGUUAUCAGUUCGAAGUUAUAUUUUUGGGGAAUUCACAAACAAGGAGAAAUGUUGCUAAUUCCGCGUCACUUGCCGGAGAUUCCUUCACUCUGCUUGUUUGCUAGCCCAGUUGUUAGCAAACGAGGGAUGGCCAUUUUUAUUUAUUUUUUUCCCCCCCAUUAUCGGCAGGUGGACGGCACAGAUUCAGGAAUGAGGGUGACCACCACAGACGGUGGCAGAUAAAGAGUACUUGUGUGCAGCAUUUAACUAGGUCCAUUAGGCAGAUACACGUAUGGUCCCCGAGGUGUGUACGUCUGCCUAACGUGUUUGUUUUUCUCAAGGCUUUGUUGCCUUUAAUGAUGUCACCCUUAAUUGUAGCACGCACACGUUUCCAUGUCUCCGAGGAGGCGAGGGGGAAAAACACGGCGGCGAAAAAAAUAAAUAAGCCUCCCUCAUUGUCCGCCACCCCCGACGGUUAAACAUUACAUCCAUUUUAGUGGAAAUUGCAUUGAGCCGUGUUGCUCGAGCCACGGCCGUUAAACAUUGACCAUGCUCCCCCCCCCCCCCCCCCUCUGUUUUCCACGCUGUCACCAUGGUGGCCUGAAUAAUUGAACACCUGAGAGAGAAUUACUGCUUAUGAAUGUGCAUUUGCCACAAAAAGGUUUGAAUUAUAAUGUCGAUGAAACUUUAGGCAUGAUCCCCACUCAAGUAAACACCCUUAUGUUGCGCAACAGGAGUCAAUAUUUGCAGUAAGUAGUGGCUGCUCGUCGCCCGCCCUGCUGCGACCUUGUGUGUUUGGGAAAGGCAGCUCUGCUUAAAGCUCACAGCCACGGGCGGGCGGGGUGACGUAGCCUCGUGUGUUAUGCAGGUCUGGUCCAACCACCGCCACCAUCAACACGGUCCUCAGAAAGCCGUUCAGUUGCACCUUUCAAAGCAAGUGCUACAUCGCCAUAUACACGUGUAUGCAAUAAAAAGUUGUAACCACACACUGAUAAUGAGAAUUAUGUCAGCUCUGUAUACAUUCCUCUUUAUUUCCCAGUUUUAGUUUUUUUUUUUGCAAUUAAAUAAAAAAAACACAGCAGAAAUAAACAAUAAAAAAUA
Molecule: messenger RNA, 3591 nt
Organism: Phyllopteryx taeniolatus (common seadragon)
Lineage: Eukaryota; Metazoa; Chordata; Actinopteri; Syngnathiformes; Syngnathidae
Exons: 4
Coding region: 683-1408 (241 amino acids)
Source: RefSeq, a predicted model, not a curated record